UUAAAAGGUGAUGGUGAAUGGUGUAUCUUCAAAGAUAAGAGACACUAUAGUCUAGUGCAACGCACUCUCGAUACUCAUUACUAUCCCCUUUCUUUCUCUGUCUUACUCUUUCUUUUUCUCUGUGCUGUACUCAUUUCUUGUUCUCAAUUUCUCAUAAAAAAUAAGCUGAAAAUUUUCUUGAUCUUGCUCUGCAUUAAAGAACAUUUCUUGAAUUCUGAAGGCUGAUGUUAAUUGUUGCAAGAAUGGAAAGAGUUCAAAAAAUAACGCUGUCUCUACUCUCUCUUCUCUUGGUACUACCUUAUACCAGCCCCUCACCUAUCCCAAAAUCAAGAAUGAUGUACCAGAUCGCAUGCACAAUGUGCUCAACCUGUUGUAACCCUGUUCCAUCGCCUCCGCCGCCAUCACCAUCUCCACCUCCACCAGCAUCUACCUCUAAUUGUCCGCCGCCGCCAUCUCCGCCUAGCUCAUCAGGCUCCUACUAUUACUCCCCACCGCCACCUUCCACUUACACUUACUCCUCUCCACCACCACCACAGGGUGGCGGUUCUUAUUACAAUUAUCCACCACCAUAUAAUAAAAACUACCCUACACCUCCACCUCCUAACCCAAUUGUUCCUUACUUCCCUUUCUAUUAUUAUAGCCCACCUCCUCCUUCCAUUUCUGGGUCUUUAAAGCUGUUGGGUUCUGUUAGUUACACCAUUGUUGUUGUAUUGAUCGUUGUGUUUUCUUUGUUUUGAUAGAAACUAUAAACGAAGGAUAAAGAAAUUCAAAUAAUGUGUCAGAUUGGCAGAUCUGUUAAUUUUCAGCAGAAAGAGAGGGUCUUGAAAGUUCAUCUCUGAAAGCAGUGAGAAGUAAGAGAAAUGGACAAGAACUGAAGAAGUGAAAGACUGUUCUUGGAGCUUGCCGAUUUACGAGAUUGCCCUUCUUGCACUGAACUUGUCAAGGAGGAGACAACAAUGAUGACAAUUGGGAAGUAAUUAGUCUAUUCUAAUUCUCUUUUCUCUCUUUUGCUGUAGAGUGAUCUGUAAUUUGUUGACAACUUGUACCUAUCUUUGUUGUUCUUUUCCUUUGCAUUAAUUUAAAAUAAUAAUUAGUCAUUUUUGUCACCAA
Molecule: messenger RNA, 1110 nt
Organism: Jatropha curcas
Lineage: Eukaryota; Viridiplantae; Streptophyta; Magnoliopsida; Malpighiales; Euphorbiaceae
Product: hydroxyproline-rich glycoprotein family protein
Source: RefSeq, a predicted model, not a curated record